Neltuma alba is the source of this 1299-nucleotide messenger RNA. RefSeq names its product E3 ubiquitin-protein ligase AIRP2. NCBI's taxonomy places the organism in Eukaryota, Viridiplantae, Streptophyta, Magnoliopsida, Fabales, Fabaceae. The record is from RefSeq and is a predicted model, not a curated record. Gene Ontology annotation, molecular function: ubiquitin protein ligase activity. The transcript is spliced from 5 exons. Gene Ontology annotation, biological process: protein ubiquitination. The coding region runs from base 283 to 1053 and encodes 256 amino acids.
CAUACAUACCCUUACCCGUUUCGUCUUCGCCACAAGAGCUAUAUCCAGAGCCGCCCUUAGCGGCGAAGGUUGAAAAAAGCUUUCAUAUAAACCCAUUAAAUUCACAAAAGCCUCUUUCAUUGCUUCAUCGAUUCCUUUCUUUCUCUCUAUCUUCCUUCCUCCUCUGCUUUUCGCUUGAUUAUUACCCUCAGUCCCACACUUCUGCCUUUUCUUGGCCCUAUUUACCUAAUUAGUCACCAGUUGAUUAUUCUUCUUCCCUACAAAGUUUUAUUCCAGGGAAAGAUGGAAAUGAUGCCGUACCAGCUUUCCCGAUUACCUUACCAGGAUUCCCUCAAAAUGCUGGAGGCUGAUAUUCAGCAUGCCAAUGCUUUGGCUGCUGCGAUUCCGAGAGCCAAGGGUGGGACUCUUCUUCAGAUGAAAUUGGUUUACAAUGACUGGGCCCCACUCUUUCUCUUCUUGCUACAAUGGAUGGAUUGCUCUUGCGCUUGCUUUCUUCAAAGAUAUCUGAGCUUCUUUCAUGUGCUUAUCUAUAAGGUUCACAAAGAGGGAAGAUCAACCAUAUCUGCUUAUGGAAGGAAGGCUACCAUCAGGGACUUUUAUGCCGUUAUAUUGCCAUCUCUCCAGCGGCUUCAGGGGAGCUUGGAGAAGUUGGAAGUUCCUAAGGAAGGUUAUUCGAGCAUAGAAGGUUCCAGUUCUAAGAAGAAGAAGAUCGAAGCAGAUGGGAGACUAAGCAGUGUGGAUCUUGAGAGAGAGGACGAAUGUGGAAUCUGCUUGGAGGGUUGCACCAAAAUGGUUUUGCCUAAUUGCUGCCAUGCCAUGUGUAUCAAAUGCUACCGCAAGUGGAACAGAAGGUCAGAGUCUUGUCCAUUUUGUCGCGGUAGCUUGAGGAGAGUUAAUUCAGAGGACUUAUGGGUGCUAACCUGUAAUGACGACGUUGUCGAUGCCGAAACAGUGUCCAAGGAGGACUUGUUGCGAUUCUACCUCUACAUCAAUAGCUUACCUAAAGAUUACCCAGAUGCACUCUUCCUAAUGUAUUAUGAAUACUUAAUUUGAUUUUUCCACAUUAUGGUGAAAAGCCAUGUACAGAAAUCGAAGGCCAGGCCGCAAAUGUGAAUACAGCCUGGUGAUGAGAAAUAUCUCUAGACAUUUCUGCAUAUUGCUCUGGUAAGAUGAAGUUAUGGAAUUUUAGUCCAUAUAUAAUUAUAUGUCAUUGUAGACAAUGCAUAAUGUAUAUUGUAAGGGUCCCCUUCUUAGAAGUCAUUGUGGAGGACCCUUUGUUCAAAUCCAUCUUGUGUGUUA